Molecule: messenger RNA, 1140 nt
Organism: Penicillium salamii
Lineage: Eukaryota; Fungi; Ascomycota; Eurotiomycetes; Eurotiales; Aspergillaceae
Source: the annotation of a GenBank genome assembly
AUGAUCUCGAGACAUUUCAAUGAUUUGCUCUUUCUUUUCACACAGAAGUUCAAGAUGACAUUCAUUCAAGCCGCAGAUGCCAUUAUCACCGACAGGGGUGGGGUUGUCGAAAACCGUCACUGGGUUCACGCUGCCAUCGUGGAUUCCACCGGCAAACUUCUCUUCUCUGUCGGAGACCCAACAAGAAUGACAUUAGCAAGAUCUGCUGCAAAGCCUAUUCAAACACUGGCAAUUCUGGAAACCCCUGGAUUCGACAACUUCAACUUUGAAGAUGCAGACUUGGCAUUGAUGUGCGCUUCACACAGUAGCGAGGAGCAGCACAUCUCCCGCGCUCGAUCAAUGCUGGUCAAAGCAAAUGCAACCGAGGCCGAUAUGAGAUGCGGACCGCACCCACCCCUUUCCGAAAGCGUGAAUCGGGCUUGGAUCAAAGGCGAUCACACACCUUCUGCGAUAUGCAGUAAUUGCUCAGGCAAGCAUGUGGGCAUGCUUGCUGGGGCUAAGGCACUUGGGGCCGGUAUAGAAGAGUACCACCUUCCAAGUCACCCAAUUCAAUCACAGGUUCGGCGCGUCUUUGAAGAGCUCUGCUAUCCAGACGAGAAGAACGUCCCCUGGGGCCUUGAUGGUUGCAAUCUCCCAGCCCCCGCCACAUCUCUUCGUCUACUGGGCAAGCUCUACGCGACAGUCGCUGCUUCCGUCGACCAUACCAGUAAAGAUGGCCACGACCAAGACGCAGCCACCCAACUCCGCACUCGCUCAUUGAGUCGGAUUUUCAACGCCAUGGGACAAUUUCCCGAGCUUGUCGCUGGUGAAGGCAGAUUCUGUACCGAGCUCAUGCGCGCAUUCCCCGGGCAGCUUAUCGGCAAGCUUGGCGCUGAUGGCUGUUAUGGAAUUGGUAUUCGGGAGUCGGAGCAGACUCGGAAUCUGGGAGCGAACGGUGCUCUUGGCAUUGCGGUCAAAAUUGAGGAUGGAAAUAUUAGCAUGCUAUAUGCUGCCGUUACUGAGAUCUUGAGGCGAUUGCAGAUUGGGACACCGAAGAGCCACCAGGCCCUGGAGAAUUUCCAUUCCCCGAAAAUUUGCAACACCGUUGGGGUUGUCACUGGUCAUGUAUCACAUUCGUUCCGCCUGCAUCCUGCAUUGUGA